Messenger RNA from Prorocentrum cordatum, 2356 nucleotides. NCBI's taxonomy places the organism in Eukaryota, Dinophyceae, Prorocentrales, Prorocentraceae. The record is from the annotation of a GenBank genome assembly.
CUCCGAACACAGUUGAGGCCGGCGGUUUCUCCCCGCUUUCGGCCUCGCGGGGCCCUCACUGAGCCUCGGGGCCGUCAACAAGUGACUCAGGGUGAGCCCGUUCCCGGGAGGUGGUCGCGAGUCGGGGCCCGUGCCUCGAACAAAAUUGAGUCGCCAGAUGGCAGGGAUCUCUCUCUCUCUCUCUCUCUCCCUCGCGGACUUCAGGCGUUGCGAUGUGUUUCGCGCCGUUUCUUCUUUCGCCCGGCUGGGGCCGUCACACGUCGAUGCGGCUCGAAGAGUUCCGCAGAGAGCUGGGGUCUGGGGCUCCGGUCCUGAUUUUACGCGACGUUGCGAUUUUUGUCGCAAGGGAUCCCCUCCCUCCUCCCUGCCCAUCCUCAUUCCUCCCUCCUCCCUGCUCGCCCUCGGGGAUGCUGACACCGUGCAGGGACAGGGCAGCACGGGCAAAGGUGGUGUCCAGCAGUCCAAGGAUGUGCCCGAUGGCGAUGCAGGAGACUCAGGACGAGAUCCUCAAGGCGGUCCUCAAAGAGCGUGAAGAAGUUGGCUCCCCCGACUCCUGAAGAGAAGCCCGCUGACGUGGUCAAGAGAGCCGUGGGCGUGUGGGAGGACGCCGACCCCAAGCACACGCAGGCGGUGCAGGCACUGGUCAAGCUCGAGGAAAGUCUGGUGCUGGCGCGCGAGCGUGAUCGCUCCACCGCGGUGGCUUUGGCUGAGGCUGACAAGGCCAAGCGUCUCGCCACGCAGGCGCUCGCGCUGGCGGAUGGCAUUGGCCUUGCAGUUUCACGGACGCCGCCUACGAUAAGGGGCGACCGGUCCAACGGCCCCAAGUUCCGGCUCACCUGGCACAAGGAGCUGUCCGAGGAGCUCGACAACCACGAGUUCGAGGAACACGAACGCAUGGACCUGCAGCAGGUCAAGGCGGACUUGGAGGGCCUGCAGGGGGUGCUCGCCGCCAAGGAGGUUGAGGUGACGGCCAUGCUGGCCAAGGCCGAGGACGUCAGGAAGGCGGCGGGCGAGAAGCUCGUCAAGGAACGACGAAUUCCGAGUGAUGCACAGGCGCAACCUGUUGCUGGUGGCGGCGGCGAAGCUGGCGAGCGUGUUGGGGGGGCCGAUGGCCCAGCCGCCCCGCCAGGCGGUGCGCCUGCCGAGGUGGGCAGCGGCUCCGCGGCCUCGGCGGCAGGCCUGCAGCGCCGGUGCAGGAGCCAGCCGUGGCGCCGCCAGGCGAGAGGCACGACGCCGACGUCUUGGCGGCGGCGGACUCGCUGGCGAAGCUCGAGGUCCAGAGGCAGGAGGCGGCGGCGAUCCAGGCGAACACGGGCAAGGCCAUGGGCAAAGGCAGGCGUGGUAACGACCUCGGUAGGAGCGGCAAAGGUGUGGCUGCAACUGGAGGCUUUUCGCAGAAUUGACGAGCUGAUGGCGUGCUUUGCGAGCCUCCGCCCGCUGUGAUCAGCAUGGUGGCGGACAGUUCGCUCGCGGCCUCGUCUCCUAGCGAGGCGGCCAAUUCGUCCCAUUCGAUCAAAGGUACUAUUAGCGCGUUCGUUUACGCAAGUAUGAAAACGCUUGGGGGCAAGGCGUGGAAGUUCCUGAUGAUAGGCAUGUACGACUACGUCAGCUUAGUGGUGACAUGCGUCAUGAAUUCGUUGCUCACGUUUCGGGAUAAGAAGGCCAGUGCUCAGGGAUAUCGCAGUGUCGCCAGAACAAACAAUCUUUUUGACGCCAUGGUUUCGAGGAGCAACGAGGGUAGGGAGUGGUUCUUGGCCAAGAAUGAUUUUACUAUCGAGCCGAUGUGCACAAACAUGCGCGCUCGUGCCGAGCUUCGGGCUGCAGGUCAUGCGCAGUGCGAUGGGUUUCAAGUAUCUCGCGCCCACCAGCAGGGCUGCAGCAUCGUGAUUGUGCUCUUCUAAGGUCUGCCAGGAGGGAAGGCCGCGCGAUUUCAAGAGCUUGGUGCCAUCGUCAGUUUCAUGCACUUGCCUCGAAUCAUGAUUUGCGACUUUACCGCCAAGGAUGCCGCAAUGCAGCAGUCCACAUGUCCGUCCAAGUUGAAGUGUGGUCUUAUUGCCGUCGCUGGUGAUAAUGUUGCUGCUGCGUGCGAGGCAGGGUCCGGAGGCUCGGUCAUCGAUUGCGCCAUCUGCAGCAGCCCGGCGCGUUCCUUCAUCGGCAGCUGCAAGGGCGUCGCCAGGGUAACAUGGAAUCCUUGUCGGUCUUCAGGAAGAGCUCAGGUCGUCAGGGCAGCAGUUGAUCGCGCGGCAUCUUGAGUUGCCGAUGGCUCUUCCGCAGUCCGUGCGGCCCAUGGCGCAGUCGACUCCCUGCUCGAAGUCUAGUAUCUUCCGCCGGAAAAAAAUGGAAGGGUAUGUCUAAG